UCCAUUCCAGAUCAUUGUCGCCAGGUAGAGAGGAACGUUGAAAGGACAUCGUAUAAUUCGCUACCAUAUUCACGCCUCAAACUCUUGACUGUUUCUAUAGGCUGACGAAAUAUUUCUCGCCGUUAAAGGGAUUCCGUACGUUGGAACAAAAAGUCUUGCUACUUGGUUGACUCUGCGAGGUGUGUUUGUUUGUUGAUCUCGCCGAAAGUUACAAAAAUGCUUCACAAGUUCACAGUCGUUUUCAUUGUUCUAAGUUUUGUCCAGUGUAAAUCCAAAAAUACAGGUGAAUUUUUCACGGAGACAGGACGUCGCGAAGUAUCAAGUGGCGAUGGCAGUGGUGGCGAUAGCGAAAAGACUGAUUUCAGCACAUGGCUUAAAAGUCAGAACAAUGACGAUGAUGACGGCAGUGGUAACUAUGGCAGCGGCACCGACCUAGAUACAAGCAGCGGCCUUCCAGAACCAAAAUGUGAUAGAAAGCUGGAUAUUGGUUUCAUUUUGGAUGGUUCAGAAAGUAUAGGACCCAUUGGUUUCAGAAAGAUCAAGGCGUACGCUAAAGAAAUUUUGAACAAGUUUGAAUUGUCGAAUUGUGACAACGUCGGAAUUAUCAGAUUCUCUGAUUAUGCGCACUCUGAAACCUAUCUGAAGGUUCCUCGUACGAAAGCGGAAAUUUUUCAUCGCAUCGACGCUAUAGAAGGACCAAGCGCAUUUCAACCUUUAGAGGUAAAUCGUUCAAGGAUUCCUUUAGCGUUACUGGUCGCCGAAGAACUUUUUUUCACUUCACAACUUGGAUCAAGACACCAUUCUAAAAAACUUCUUGUGGUGAUGACAGAUGGAAAGCAGCCAGAAAUAGGAAUCUCUAACAGAACUUUAACGACCGAGAAUCUUGUAAAAAAACUCAUCAAGAAAGGUGUUCGUAUUCUUGUUUUGGCCAUUGGAGAUGAUCCUGACGUUGGAGAACUUUUGAAGUUAUCAUCCCAUGAAAAAGAUGUUUUUCCUGAAAGGAGACUUGAAGAUCUAAAGAAUAUUCUCGUUCCAACUUCUGAAAACCUGGACUCCAACUCCCAAAAUUCCAUUGAUGACGAUUUCUUUGUAAAUAUAGACGUGGAAAGCAAUGAUAAUGAUUAUACUUUUAAUUUUAUAUAAACUAAAGAACGGCUGAAGACUCAUUCGUAUAAGCACAAGUUGUUAAGAAGAUGAAAUUGAAUUAUCUUUUUUCCUGUUUUAUAUCAAGUACACAGCAUUAAAAUUUCCUUUCAUUUGA
This is a messenger RNA of Xenia sp. Carnegie-2017, 1261 nucleotides long. Its product is annotated as von Willebrand factor-like. NCBI's taxonomy places the organism in Eukaryota, Metazoa, Cnidaria, Anthozoa, Malacalcyonacea, Xeniidae. The transcript is spliced from 8 exons. Bases 217 to 1143 code for a protein of 308 amino acids. The record is from RefSeq and is a predicted model, not a curated record.